Molecule: messenger RNA, 3549 nt
Organism: Conger conger (European conger)
Lineage: Eukaryota; Metazoa; Chordata; Actinopteri; Anguilliformes; Congridae
Product: wu:fc21g02
Exons: 10
Coding region: 329-1765 (478 amino acids)
Source: RefSeq, a predicted model, not a curated record
CUUUUUUCAUACGCUGAAAAUAUACAAUUUCAAACAUUGUAAAACGAUAGUGCAGAUAUCUCUCUAAACAUCCAGCCAACCUAGUUUGAAUAUAAAAGAUAAGAAAAAUGCAACGCUAAAAUUUACAUUGUGGCUGGUCACGUGUUUCGGGCUAGUUAAGACUGUAAAGAAUUCCAGACGGGUAGAGUGGGGGUCUGAGGGGGCUCUGCUCCUCGUCUAUAAUUGUGUUUCACCAUUUCUCCUGUGCUCUAGUUACCAGUAAGGCGUCAUUUCAGCGUAUUAUUUUAAACAUCGAGCAUACAAGAAUCAACUAACACGCAUUAUCGCAAUGCUGGUCUGGAUACUGCUUGCAGCCACCUUCUCUGUUGAUGGCCUGCGGAUAGAGAACCGGACGCAGCUGGCCUACGGGCGGGAUCUAGUGAUCCCGCUCUCCCGGCGGGCGGCGGUGCUGUACUUCUCCCCGCUGGACACACAGUUUGCCCCCGUGGCGGUGUGGAACGUCCAGGACCCGGGGGCCAGCCAGUGGAGAACCGGCCGCUCUGACGGCAGGCGCUGGAUGCUGGAGGGCGUGACCUACGAGGACCAGGGGAAGUACACGCAGCACGACAUCACCAACCACAUCCUGUCCUCCGUCAUUCUCACCGUCAGAGAGGAGCGUCAGUAUUUGGACCGCCAUGUGAACGGCUCGAUGAGCAUCCCGCUGCGUGUGCCGCUGGCUGACGUGGGGCUGUCCUUCAGGCCGGAGGGCAUGGAGGAGAACUUCAGCCUGGUGCGGCUGGGGAAGCUGGACACCACGGACUCCACCUACCAGGACCGGCUCCAGCUGGGCCUGACCAGGAUCGUCCUGGAGGAACUGAACCUGCAGGACAGUGGGCAGUAUGAGCUGCGCGACCGACACCUCAACCUGGUGUCCAGCACCCGGCUGCGAGUCAGCGACUCUGAGGACACGUCAGGGAACCCCUACCUGGGCCUGCUGGCCCUGCUGGGCGUGGGGGGGGGCAUCUUCUGCUGCGUGAGGAAGAAGAAGUGCUGCAAGAAGAAGAGCCCCCAUAUUCAGGGAGAGGCGCAAUCCCCUGACCAGCCCAACGGAGAGGGCCAGGUUUUCUAUCAUCCAACUCCCAAUGAUCCCAGCAAUGCAAACUGGACUGACCCAUCAGGACCACCCCCGAACUGGACUGAUCCAGCUGGUCCUCCACCGAACUGGGCCGGACCAGGUGGACCACCACAGAACUGGACCGGCCCGGCUGGUCCUCCACCAAACUGGGCUGGACCAGGUGGACCACCACAGAACUGGACCGGCCCGGCUGGUCCUCCACCAAACUGGGCUGGACCGGCUGGUCCUCCACAGAACUGGGUCGGACCACAGCAACCAUACUAUGGCCCAAAUCCCCCCAGUGUGCCCAGCAUGUACCCCCCACCGAGCCCUGGACCCCAGCCCCAGUGGAACCCAGGCUAUCAGACUGCGGGUUAUACCCCUGUGAUGUACAGUGCACCUCCCACUGCUUCAGAGCCAGUGAAGGAGGACCAGAAAGAAGCAACAACUCCUGACACCCAGACUGCUGCUAACACUGAGACUGCUGCUAACACUGAGGACUCGGAUGGGACCCAGAAGCCCCCGUCUUCUCCCCUCCCUGUGAGCUCAGACUGUCUGCACUCCUCAGCCCAGGGCAUCCAGUUCCAGAUCGACAAAGGGGACAGGACAAAAGACUCCAGUACCCACAAUCCCCUGGGCAGCGGAACCUCAGAGACCGCCAACUUCCUGUAGAGCAUCACUUCCUGUGUGCCGUUCUUUGAGGGCCACAAUCCCGGGUUCUCUGCCACUUCCUGCUACCUGGAGACCCUGGAUCGUGACUGCUUUCUGGCCUACUGUUGAGUAUACUGUAUACAUCGAGUGCACUGGAUGAGGAAGUUGAGGCGAUAUUAAAUGUAGUGUACCUUAAAAUCCCAUCAUGAUAAAUGCAAUCCCUCAGUGUGGCCACCCCUGAAACAGUCUCCUGACUACUGUGUCCUCUAAAUAUGUACGGUCCACCAAACACACUGCAGGCUGUCUCAUAUUCUCCGCACUACAUUCAACGGUGCUGCGGAAGUGUCGUAAGAAAUGAAAAGCCACCCACCUCUUCCUCUCUGAUUUAUUGGACUGUGAUUGGACCCAAAGAUCCUCAGUUCCUCUCUGAUUUAUAGGACUGUGAUUGGACCCAAAGAUCCUCAGUUCCUCUCUGAUGGACCCCCCAAGAAGUAUGGAUUACUUCCUGAAAAGUGUGCUUACUACACAAAAAAAGAGAAGCUAAACCCUGGUAAUAUACACUCAGUGAGCACUUUAUUAGGUAUUUAUUACUUAUUUUUUAGACUUAUUGGGUCUUCUGCUGCUGUAGCCUAUCCACUUCGAGUUAUGAUGCGCUGUGUGUUCAGAGAUACUCUUCUGCACACCACUGUUGUAAUGUGUGGUUAUUUGCGUUACUGUCACCUUCGACCGGUCUGGCCAUUCUCCUCUGACCUCUCUCAUUAACAACACGCUUCUAUCUGCAGAACUGCUGCUCACUGGAUGUUUUUAGUUUUUCGCACAAUUCUGAGUAAAGUCUAGAGACUGUUGUGCAUGAAAAUCCCUGGAGAUCAGCAGUUACAGAGAGUCAAACCAGCCCGUCUGGUACCAACAAUCAUGCUACGGUCUUAUAAUCUGCAUGAUUUUAUGACUGCACUGCUGUCCCACGCUUGGCUGAUUAGAUAAUUGCAUGAAUAAGUUGGCGUUCCUAAUAAAGUGCUCAGUGAGUGUAUAUAUCUUGGCAGAUUUUAAGUCCACUACACCGAGUGAACAUUUCACCAGCUUAACUUUCUCAUCCAGCGUAUUCACGGUCUGUUGUCGGGAGCACAUCACAUACUGAUAUAAGCUAGCGGUAUGUCUCGUAGACGGUGCGUAGUUUUAGGACACGGCUGAGAUAACCGGCCUCCUCUCCCCUCUCUCCUGGCUCAACGCUUCUUUUCAAACACUUUAACGGCAAACUGAAACAGAAGUUAGAGCAGCAGUAUACAGAAGGAAAUGCACAAGUAUUGCAAUUUUAUAAAUUGUUUUGGAAUAUAUGGUUAUGAAGAAUUGACUAAAUUGAGGGAAAAGUGAAUUUUGAUUUCAGCUUGUCUUUAACGUAAAAUUCCUGCAGGAUUACUUACAAUUUUAAGAGACAUAUAUUUUCGUCAAUGUCCUGAAGAUGGUUCUUGUUUCACGUGAUUCAUACGUUUAAGAUGCUUUGUUCACAAUUCUCAAAUGCAAAAUUCUUUAAAGUCUAGAUACUGGAAAACGUGAAUUUUCUUGGAAUCAUAUCAUUGAAGUGAAAAGGUUUGUAAUAACCCAAACGUACGUGUCUGUAAACACUCUCUGAUCCUGCGGGACUGUACAGGUGCCAGAAGCACAGCCAGGUGAGCAGGGAGCGGAAUUCUGCCGGAGGUCUUAAGGUCUGUAGGUCUGUAGGUCUGUAGGACUGGAGGACUGGGGGUCUCGGGGUCUGAAGGUCUGGAGGUCUGGGGGACUGGCCCCCAGUCGUGGGGGAGGAGUUUAGU